Astyanax mexicanus (Mexican tetra) is the source of this 3275-nucleotide messenger RNA. RefSeq names its product inositol polyphosphate-5-phosphatase B (gene inpp5b). Gene Ontology annotation, cellular component: cytosol; membrane. The transcript is spliced from 23 exons. NCBI's taxonomy places the organism in Eukaryota, Metazoa, Chordata, Actinopteri, Characiformes, Acestrorhamphidae. Gene Ontology annotation, biological process: signal transduction; phosphatidylinositol dephosphorylation. Gene Ontology annotation, molecular function: inositol-1,4,5-trisphosphate 5-phosphatase activity; phosphatidylinositol-4,5-bisphosphate 5-phosphatase activity. Bases 275 to 2962 code for a protein of 895 amino acids. The record is from RefSeq and is a predicted model, not a curated record.
AGCGGUCUGAGCCACGGAGCGGCGCUCGGAGCGCAGAUGGAGAAAUGAUCGGAGUUCAGGAGUUUAGGAGUUUUUAAAGGUGUGGAAGCUGACAGACCGUGUUUAACAGCCUCCAAACCUGCCUGUCCUCCGCGGACGGAAUGUGUGAGGUAGCUGUAGGUGCUGUAAAGGGGAAUGUCCGUUUUUUUUCGUGAGCUUUUAGGGAAGUUUUUGACUCGGGUUGUGGAGAGGUUAGCUACAGCAGGCUAGCUAACGGUCCGGGAGCGGAGCAGACAUGGACCAGUCCGUGGCGAUUCAAGAAACUCUGGAGGACGGAGAAAACUGUCUUAUAGCUGUUCAGUGUCUCCUGCUGCUGAAUAAUGGAACUGAGAGCAGACUGCUGGGACUGGUGGAGCAUGUCAAAGAGCACGCGUUAUUCAUGUUUACUCACAGAAGAAUGGCUAUUACUGGUAAGGAUGUGACACUGCAGGAAAUCAUCCCCAUUUCAUACGACUUUUCUGUUGUUGAAGUGUCCUCUCCAGAUGAAUUUGCUUUAGUUGGUGCAGACACUCGAGUGAGGGUAACAUUCUGUAAUAAGGAGAUAGAGCUCAAGUUGCCGUUUGGUUCCCACACACGUCUCUUUCUCAGUGAGGUCAACAAGGCAUGGUGUGAUGUAUGUGAGCAAUACCCAGACUCCCCAAAAUUUGACUGGCUUAGCAAGUACCAGAAACACAUCAAAGGGACAAGAUCAUCAGCUGGCAAGAUUAUAAAAAGAGGCAAAUCCCACACCACUGACAGUAAAGGACACCAAGAGGACAAACAAGCACAUUCCAGUACUGAAAAGGCCAGAGGGGAUGGUUUUCAGGAGAACAACCAGGGAAAAGUGAAAAGUGAGGAGAGGAAUGAGCUUGUUCGCUCAUCCAGACAUACUGUAUCGAACAAAGCCCAGAUGCUCACCAUGCCCCAGUUUGGUCUGCGAGACAACCUUAUUAAAUGUGAACUUCUCAAGAACGAAGACACCUACACGUACAUUGAGAAUUUCAAUUUUUUCUUGGGCACAUAUAAUGUAAACGGACAGACGCCGAAGGAGAGCCUGUACUCAUGGUUGUCCUCCACACCGGAGCCUCCUGAUAUUUACUGCUUAGGGUUCCAGGAGCUGGACUUGAGUAAGGAAGCAUUUUUCUUUAAUGACACACCAAAGGAGCAAGAAUGGAUGAAGGCUGUAUCUGAAGGCCUCCACCCAGAUGCCAAGUAUGCCUUAGUAAAGCUGGUACGACUGGUUGGAAUCAUGCUACUUUUCUAUGUGAAGAAGGAGCACGCUGAGCACAUCUCUGAGGUGGAGACAGAGACUGUAGGCACAGGCAUCAUGGGAAGAAUGGGUAAUAAAGGUGCGGUAGCAGUUCGCUUUCGAUUCCAUAAUUCUGACAUUUGCGUGGUGAACUCACAUCUGGCAGCUCACGUAGAGGAGUAUGAGAGACGGAACCAAGACUACAAGGACAUCUGUAGCAGGAUACUCUUCAGACAGCAGGACCCCACACUUCCACCUCUUACCAUCAUGAAGCACAGCAUUGUUCUCUGGCUUGGUGACCUGAACUAUCGGAUUAGUGACCUGGAAGUUGACCAUGUAAAGGGACUUAUAUUGAAAAAGGAUUUUGAAACCCUUUACAGUCAUGAUCAGUUAAAAAGACAAAUGGAUGAAGAAGCAGUUUUUGUAGGCUUUUUGGAGGGAGAGAUUGAGUUUCAGCCAACAUACAAAUAUGACACAGGCUCAGACCAGUGGGACACUAGUGAAAAGUGUCGGGUCCCGGCCUGGUGUGAUCGCAUCCUGUGGAGAGGAAAGAACAUCACUCAGCUGUAUUACAAGAGUCACAUGUCUCUGAGAACCAGUGACCACAAGCCUGUGAGCUCUGUCAUGCAGAUAGGGAUAAAAGUGGUGAAUGAGGAGGCCUAUAAAAAGACACUUGAAGAAAUUGUGCGGUCUCUGGACAAGCUAGAGAAUGAGUGCAUUCCAUCAGUGACUCUGUCUCAGAGAGAGUUUCAUUUCAACGAUGUGAAGUUUAUGCAGCAUCGAGCAGAGACUCUGACCGUCCACAAUGAUGGUCAGGUGCCGUGUCAAUUUGAGUUCAUCCAGAAGCUGGAUGAGCCAGCAUAUUGCAAACCUUGGCUCACCGCUAACCCAUCCAAGGGCUUUCUUGCCCAAGGAGACAGUGUGGUCAUUGACCUGGAAGUGUUUGUGAACCGCUCUACGGCUCCAGAAUUGAGUUCAGGCCAACAACAACUUGAGGACAUUUUGGUUCUGCACCUAGAGAGGGGAAAGGAUUACUUUGUUUCCAUUACAGGCUCCUACCUGCCUAGCUGCUUCGGGUCCUCCAUCCAUACUCUCUGUCAGCUUAGGGAGCCCAUUCAGGAAAUGCCCCUAGAAACCGUCCACAAACUAAGCCUAACAUCACCCAGUGAGAUAAGCAGCCCAGACAUGGAGAAGGCUUUAGACAUUCCAAAGGAAUUAUGGAUGAUGGUGGAUCAUUUGUACCGCAAUGCCAGUAAACAGGAGGACCUCUUCCAGCUACCAGGCCUACACAGUGAGUUUGAGGAGAUCAGAGAUUGUUUAGAUACAUGCACGCCUGACACCCUUCCUGGAGGUAACCACUCUGUAGCUGAGGCUCUGCUUCUCUUUCUGGAUGCUCUGUCGGAACCGGUUGUAACUUUCUUGCAGUACCAGCAGUGCCUGGAGUGCUGCUCCAGCAGUGGCCAGUGUAAAAAGAUUAUUUCUAUGCUACCUCAGUGCCAUAAAAAUGUUUUUAACUAUGUAACGGCAUUUCUUCGGGAGUUGUUGAAGAACUCUGCACACAAUCGUCUGGACGUCAAUAUUUUAGCCACAAUAUUUGCUGCAUUACUGCUGAGGUCUCCUACAAAGCAGGACCUCAUGGAGAAGAGGAAAACAAAGGAGUUCUUGCAGCAUUUUCUGGUUCAAGAAUCCAACUAAUGUACACCAUUGACAGCUAUAUAGUUACAGUCUUGUUUUACUGCACAGUAUUUGCUUAAAGAAAUUAGGUUUUAAUUUGUUUUGUUAGUAUUUAGAUUGUUGGAACAUUUGUCCUGAACAGAUGCAAUUUGUACUUAGAAAACUUUUAAAUAGCAAAUGAAACACAGAUUUAUUUUAUUGGGAAGCACCAGAAACACUGACCUGUGUCUGUACUGAAAUAGUCAUAAUUUAAAAAUUGAGUAUAUUUUUAUUUUAAUGUUUGUAAAUAUGAAAUACUCUUUUAUAUUAAAAUAAUAAAUAAUCAUGGAAACUA